CUCUAAUCACUUCCAAUUUUAUCUCCAAUAUCCGCGAAACAUCGAUUCAAUCAUGAGUCACUUACCAUCUGAUAUCCCAAGACCCAAGGACGACGGGUUGUGUGACCACCUAACGAGUUUCGACCUACCAAGCGUUCAACUUCUCUCUGCAAAAGAUGUUUUUACGAAGGUCGAUUUGGCAAAGUCAGAUGGAUUGACUAUUGUGUUCAUCUAUCCACGCACGGCAGCAGCAAGGGAAGAAGUUCAUCCCGAGUGGAACAGCAUCCCAGGUGCGAGAGGAUGUACGCCACAGGCCUGUUCAUACCGGGACAACUUUGAGGAACUGAAAGGCCUUGGGGUAGCUCAGGUCUUCGGGGUGUCUACCCAGGACUCGGAGGCCCAGAGGGAGCUUCGCCACAGAGUUCACUUACCUUAUGACCUUUUGAGCGACGCCGAGUUGAACUUCGCGACCGCGGCAAGACUUCCUACCUUUGAGUGGAAAGGGCGAAAGCUGAUCAAGCGGGUUACUCUCGCGAUUGAGGAUGGAAAAGUCAUCAGGCACUGGUAUCCUGUGUUUCCUCCGGAUCAGAAUGUCGUAGAAGUCCUGGAAUGGCUGAAAAGACACGGAGGCAAGGCGACCAUCUCUUCGGGUUAA
Colletotrichum godetiae is the source of this 634-nucleotide messenger RNA. Its product is annotated as putative thiol-specific antioxidant protein. Bases 53 to 634 code for a protein of 193 amino acids. The record is from RefSeq and is a predicted model, not a curated record. Gene Ontology annotation, molecular function: thioredoxin peroxidase activity. Gene Ontology annotation, cellular component: cytoplasm. NCBI's taxonomy places the organism in Eukaryota, Fungi, Ascomycota, Sordariomycetes, Glomerellales, Glomerellaceae. Gene Ontology annotation, biological process: cellular response to oxidative stress; cell redox homeostasis. The transcript has 2 exons.